AUGCGAAAGCGCGACAACAUUGGAGAAUUACCGUUUACAGUUGUCGUUCGACAAACCGCUCCGGAAGAUCCAUACCCAACCGCCGUUGCUCAUGGAGGCUGGGAUGAUCAUUGGGAAGAGAAGCAGGUUGUUGAGGAAAAAAUUGACGAGUGGAGGCGUAAAAAGGCCGAAGCUAAUCAUUCUCAGUCGCAAAAGAACGAAGAUAUCGAUUUCUUCAAUGAUAUGCAGCCAACAUUAAGAAAGCGAAAAAGGUUAAGCGUUAGAUCUUAA
Cooperia oncophora is the source of this 270-nucleotide messenger RNA. The record is from the annotation of a GenBank genome assembly. Lineage: Eukaryota; Metazoa; Nematoda; Chromadorea; Rhabditida; Trichostrongylidae.